Molecule: messenger RNA, 294 nt
Organism: Laccaria bicolor S238N-H82
Lineage: Eukaryota; Fungi; Basidiomycota; Agaricomycetes; Agaricales; Hydnangiaceae
Exons: 1
Coding region: 1-294 (97 amino acids)
Source: RefSeq, a predicted model, not a curated record
AUGUGCGACAGAAUUGAGCAAGAUUGGAAUACUUUGCGCACAGCCAUUGGUGAGUACUACAUGAAUCGUACGUUCCUUGAUAAACAAAAGGUGCACGCAAAUCAUGCAUUGUACCAUGACACAAGCAAUGGACGGGAAACCCCUAGCGAAUACAUUAUUUGCAAACUAGAGCUUUUACAGUUUGUAUACAACUAUACUGACAGAGAAUUAAUUGACGAGAUCAUGGAAGGGGCCCCCUCCUAUUGGAACUCCAUCAUCACUCCACAUUUAUUCCAGGAACUCCAGGAAUUUUGA